AUGCUUGAAUCGCGACCGCACACCACACAAAAGCCGUCGCUGUCCGUUGGACCCACUGUGCGGGGCGGCGUUAAUUACAUUCCAAAGCGGGGUUUUAGUUUCCAAAGCGACGCGCGUGCGCAGAUGAAGUUUCGGGCGCUGUGCGCGCUGGCGCUGGCUGCGUGGGCGUGCGUGGCGCGUGAGCGCGCAAGGCGACGACCCGACGGCGCGCGUGAGCUGCUUGCCGUGCCGGACGGAGACCCAGCCGCAGAAACUGCACCGCGUGCGCCCGAGCAGUGCCGCAGCGGGAUGGGUCAUGCGCUGCGGCUGCUGCGACACCUGCCUCGUGAAGGCUCCUUCUGCAUUGGGUUUGUACCGACGAACGGUGUAUGCAACCCGCCAAUGCGUUGCUUUGGCAACUUCUCCAAAGCGACGCUGCGCGCGCAGAUGAAGUGCGUGGCGCUGUGCGCGCUGGCGCUGGCUGCGUGGGCGUGCGUGGGCGUGCGCGCGCAAGGCGACGACCCCGAACGGCGCGUGAGCUGCUUGCCGUGCCGCGACGGAGACCCAGCCGCCAGAAACUGCACCGCCGUGCGGCCCGAGCACUACCGCAGCGGGAGGCUGACGUGGUGCGGCUGCUGCGACACCUGCCUCGUCUACAUCGUUGACGGACAGUUCUGCGUGGGCGCAAUACCCACGAACGGAGUGUGCAAUCCGCCGAUGCAAUGCGAAGGCAACGUGUGCCGCAACUCAUAGACACAUGCGCUUUAAGCUGCAUGCAAGAAUGCUAUAUUUAUACAUUUUAUAUUUAAACACGUUGGAUGUUGCGUGUUUAUGUCACUAGCUACAAGUUAAUGACAUAAAUAUUUUAAAUUUCUACCAACACUGUGUUCAAUUUUUUUUCGUUUAAAUGUAACGUAGAACCAUCUCCCGG
Gryllus bimaculatus (two-spotted cricket) is the source of this 910-nucleotide messenger RNA. NCBI's taxonomy places the organism in Eukaryota, Metazoa, Arthropoda, Insecta, Orthoptera, Gryllidae. The record is from the annotation of a GenBank genome assembly.